This is a messenger RNA of Cladophialophora yegresii CBS 114405, 384 nucleotides long. RefSeq lists its product as uncharacterized. The transcript has a single exon. NCBI's taxonomy places the organism in Eukaryota, Fungi, Ascomycota, Eurotiomycetes, Chaetothyriales, Herpotrichiellaceae. Gene Ontology annotation, cellular component: mitochondrial matrix. The record is from RefSeq and is a predicted model, not a curated record. Bases 1 to 384 code for a protein of 127 amino acids. Gene Ontology annotation, biological process: mitochondrial proton-transporting ATP synthase complex assembly.
AUGGCCACCACGACGAAAGCACCACCCACUUUGCGCACCCUCUACCGCCACCUCCUCCGCGAACUCCCACCCACCCCUGCGCCACGCCACACCCUCCCCCGGAGCCCCAUCCACGCGUCCAUUCGCAAGCACGUCAAGCACGCCUCCUCGUCGCUCUCUUCCGCCACGCGAUCGGAAUCCGAAUCCCAUAACCUUGCAAGGCUUCAAGAACUAGAGCAGUUCGUCACGUACCUCCGCGCGCAGAGGAUGUACGGCACGCUCCUGCAGCGGUAUAAUCCCGGGAUGGGCAUGGAUGAGGAGGAGCGCGUGCGGUUGACGGCCCGGCGGGUGGGUAUGGAUUUGCCGGUUGAGUUUGGUGGUGGGGGAGCGCGGGAUAAGAAGUGA